AUGGAGGAGGACUUCAAGUUGGUGGCUCAACCUCAACGCCGCUUGAAUUCUACGAUGAAAGAAGUUGUUAGAAAGGAAGUGAUAAAACUAUUAGAGGUCGAAAUAAUUUAUCCUAUCUCUGAUAGUGCAUGGAUUGUUGUUAAUAGAUGUCCAAUGUUGGUUAUAAUUGUUGUUAAUUGUAGACUGAAAGUGAUUUUGAGAUUGGGUCUUAAGUUGUCUUCUUUGAAUGGAGAGAUGGUCGUCAAUACACCAGCUAAGGGAUCAGUGACUACUUCUCUUGUGUGUUUAAGGUGUCCCUUGUCGAUUUUCGACAGAGACUUUAUUUUUGAUUUUGUUUGCUUGUCGUUAAGAGGAUUGGAUGUGAUCAUAGGUAUGAACUGGUUAGAGUAUAACCAUGUUCAUAUUAAUUGUUAUGAUAAGUCGGUUAGAUUCUCUAUUCCUGAAGAGGAAGGUGUUAAGUGGUUAUCUACUAGGCAGUUGCGCUUGUUAAUGAAAGAAGAAGUUCAAGUGUUUGCGUUGAUGGCAUCAUUGUCUAUUGAGAAUCAAGCUAUAAUUGAUUAG
Vicia villosa (hairy vetch) is the source of this 561-nucleotide messenger RNA. RefSeq lists its product as uncharacterized. The coding region runs from base 1 to 561 and encodes 186 amino acids. The record is from RefSeq and is a predicted model, not a curated record. NCBI's taxonomy places the organism in Eukaryota, Viridiplantae, Streptophyta, Magnoliopsida, Fabales, Fabaceae. The transcript has 3 exons.